Molecule: messenger RNA, 921 nt
Organism: Aspergillus costaricaensis CBS 115574
Lineage: Eukaryota; Fungi; Ascomycota; Eurotiomycetes; Eurotiales; Aspergillaceae
Exons: 2
Coding region: 1-921 (306 amino acids)
Source: RefSeq, a predicted model, not a curated record
AUGAGUGUCAGCUUGGACACAACAGAGUCCAACUAUCCUCCUGAGACGGAUAGUAGUGGUACCGUCACAUCAUACAUGCCACUCACCUCAGUAUGGACGGCUUCCUCGGGGUGCGAAAGCAAGUUUCGCCUUGAUGGGCCUAGUCUCAUGGCCUGGGAUCCUGGGUAUAUGCUUGACAUAGAUACCAAUGCUCGAUGCUGUCCUCCCCAGAUGGUGACUCAAUGGGAACAGAAUUUGCUUGGGGUUGGAGGACAAUAUCAUACGCAGAUGGACAUUGGACCAUUUACUGGGCCGCUAUCAUGGCCGACGGUCGCGUCGUCGAUUAAGAACGAAUACAGCACGCUAUGGAUGUGUUGUCCUUCAGGCUACUUUCUGUCUCAGGGAACAGUCGGACAAGUGACCGGAAGAUGUCUCUCAAGCGUCUAUUCCGGGCAGACUUUGACAUACGGAUCAACGCCAUUAAGCGACCAUACAGCGUGGUCUAUAGCAACAACGACAUUGACAACAGAUUCGACCGUGGGAGCGAUUGAUAUAGUUGGUUGGGAGAUCAAGUAUCCCGUGACGGCCACUGCAACAGCGACAUCUACGUCAACCGCAUCCACCUCCUCAUCCACUCUAACUUCCCUUCCAUCAACAACCGAGGACAAUAAUGCAGCAUCUGAUGAUGCGCUGAGCACUGGUGCAAAAGCCGGAAUUGGCAUUGGUGUCGGUGUGGGUGCCGUUGGCAUUAUUGCUUUGAUUCUCGCUUUGUUCCUUUUUAAUCAACGAAAGCGACUCGCCAUAAGCAGUCAACAGCCGGUCGCUGUAUAUGGAUACUAUCCACCUGUCGCAAGAAAUGCAAAACCAGCAGAAUUGCCAGGAUAUAGGAGUAUGCCUGGUGAUGCUUGGGCCUCAUCACCUGUGGAGAUGGGGGAGAGGUAA